Molecule: messenger RNA, 891 nt
Organism: Vigna angularis (adzuki bean)
Lineage: Eukaryota; Viridiplantae; Streptophyta; Magnoliopsida; Fabales; Fabaceae
Exons: 1
Coding region: 1-891 (296 amino acids)
Source: RefSeq, a predicted model, not a curated record
AUGGAUAGGUAUCAGAAGACCGUCCGGCGCGUGAAGAGCCUGACGCCAGAGCUCGCCCUCCACUACAUCCUACCGGCCCUCAAGCCGGGGCCGUUCAAGGAUAGCGUCUGCAGACAAGCACCCAAGACGAUGGAAGAGCUGAGAGAGCGGGCGACAGAUGAAAUAAGGGUGGAGGAGAUGAAGCUCUCGUACAAAAGGGAGAGCCAGGAGGUAAGGGGAGAAAGGGCGGACGGUGGCAAGCCCAGUUCCUCAGCAGGAAAACCGUCCGGUCCUAAACAUAAAGAGCAGCGAAGAGGACCCCGCUUCCAGCAGUACACCCCCCUGAACGCCCCACGGGAGAAAAUCCUCCGGGAGGCAUUAAGUGCAGAUUUGAUCCCAGAGCCCGCGGGUCGCCCAACUCCGAAAGAUGCCGACGGGAGCAAGCACUGCGCUUACCACAAAAAUAUGGGUCACACCACCGAGGAGUGCGUGACCCUCAAGGAUAAGAUAGAAGAGCUCAUCCGGGCGGGAAAGCUCAAGAAAUACGUCCGUGGAGAGCGCCCACCAAAACCAGUCGAUCGGCCUGCCCAGCGAUCGGCUUACCGUUCAGAUACGCCGAGGAAUUCAGGGACUGAGCGACCUCGCUCAGAGCGACGACCUAGCCGAAGCCGCAGCCGAAGUCGAGAACGCCCCCUGCGGGGGCACAUCAACACCAUUUCUGGAGGACUUGCGGGAGGAGGGUCGUCCUCCUCCGCUCGUAAGCGCCACGUACGAGCCCUCCAGUCAGUACACUUGGUUGACCAACCACGUCGCACCAUGCCGGACAUCACUUUCUCGGACGAAGACUUCCAUGCGCCCGACCCUGACCAGGACGACCCGAUGGUCAUAACCGCCGAAAUAGCGCGAUACUGA